UAAUCAAAAGAGUAAAGACCUAUUAAAAGCUUCGUUUGCUUGAUUUUUCUUGAUUUUCUGAAAUCGGAGACGGGAAAGUUAGGGAUACGAAAUCUGUGAUAAAGCUUUUUGAAGAUAAGCUCUCAUGGAUUCCUCAAUUUUCCAUGCUUUACAGGAGCGGUUGUUUGCAAGUCAUGCCGUUGCUAGCGUUGGUUCAGUGGCUUUAGCCACCGCUGUGUCUUACCCCCUUGACACUAUUAAAUUACUUAUUCAGGUUGGUUCAAGCUCCAGCAAACAAUUAACAGCAACUCAGGCUUUGCAUAGACUGCAAACUCUAUCAGGAUAUUCUGGUUUGUACAGUGGUUUUGGGUGGUUGACUUUCGGAAGAAUUUUUGGUGUGGGAACCCGCUUUGGAGUCUAUGAAAUUUUGACUGCAUUUUACAAAGAUGGUCGAGAAGACAAUUAUGUUUAUGUCUCUGAAGCCCUAAUGGCUGGAAUGGCAGCUGGAGCUGCAGAAUCCCUCAUAAGCUCUCCAUUUGAACUUAUGAAAGUUAGGGCGCAAGUGUCCUCUGCCUCUCGAGUUCAAAGCUCUUCAUCUGUUGCAGAAAAUAGAACUGUUGCACUUUUUACGGGAAGAUUACUUCAUGGACAUACUCCUGAUUUGAAGGCACUGAACCACUCUGCUGGCCUUUUGUCUAUAUUGACUACCAAGCAUCCGAAUUUGAUUGGGGCCUUACAAGAAUACCCUUGGAUGAUGACUGGAUCUGGGAGGCCGCCGUCAGUAUGUAAUGUCAGGAGACCAUCUGACAUUGUCUCUUUGGAAGGAUGGGGUGCAUUUUGGAGAGGUCUAAGGCCUGGAGUUGUUCGAGAUUCUGUUUUUGGUGGCAUAUUCUUUUCUAGUUGGCAAUUCCUGCACCAAGCAAUGCUUGACUGGAAAGCUGUUGGGAUGCAUCCCGAACCCAGGUCUGAUGAAGAAAUUGGUCCUCUUUCUCCUUUAGCUGUUAGUCUCGCUGCUGGAUUUUCUGGUACAGUUGCUGCUGCUGCAUCUCAUGGUUUUGACACUGCAAAAUGCCGAUCACAGUGUAUUGUGGUGCCCAAGUAUAUUUCCAUGGAGAGGAAGAUGCUAAAAUGGAACCGACCCGGGAAGAGAUUUGAGAGAUAUACAGGGAUCCAUCCUUCAGAUAGGAAUUUGUUAUUGCGGGGCAUUUGGUUCCGGAUGGCACGGAGUGGGCUUGCAUCAUUUGUGAUUGUGGGUAGUUAUUUCUUAGCCCUUGAUCAUCUCAUACCUAGUUGAAUAACUUGGCAGAGGAGGUUUGUGACAGCCAUUUUAUUCAUUUCUAUGCGGGGUGGCUCAGGGUUCAUUUCCGGUAGCAAGACAAACUGACUGUAAUAGGGCUUCAGUCUCUUUAAGAAUUAAAUGAAGUAGAAAAGGUCGAAAACUAACUCAAAAGUCAUACAAUUUUUUUGGAUGUAUGUAACUCAAGAUAAAGUUUUGUAAUAAUAAUCUAUCAGGAUCUGUUUUUCAA
Messenger RNA from Pistacia vera, 1505 nucleotides. RefSeq names its product mitochondrial arginine transporter BAC2. The record is from RefSeq and is a predicted model, not a curated record. The transcript has 8 exons. Gene Ontology annotation, molecular function: transmembrane transporter activity. Gene Ontology annotation, biological process: transport. The coding region runs from base 125 to 1273 and encodes 382 amino acids. Lineage: Eukaryota; Viridiplantae; Streptophyta; Magnoliopsida; Sapindales; Anacardiaceae.